Amphiprion ocellaris (clown anemonefish) is the source of this 1668-nucleotide messenger RNA. Its product is annotated as serine/threonine-protein phosphatase 6 catalytic subunit. Lineage: Eukaryota; Metazoa; Chordata; Actinopteri; Pomacentridae. The transcript has 7 exons. The record is from RefSeq and is a predicted model, not a curated record. The coding region runs from base 85 to 1002 and encodes 305 amino acids. Gene Ontology annotation, molecular function: protein serine/threonine phosphatase activity. Gene Ontology annotation, biological process: peptidyl-serine dephosphorylation; G1/S transition of mitotic cell cycle. Gene Ontology annotation, cellular component: cytoplasm.
GUCGCUGACAGCCGAUAGGUGGCGCUGAACCGCAGCUCCUCUGGUGUGUUGCAGGAAGUGGUGCAGGUAGACUAUCUGGCUACAAUGGCGCCUCUGGAUUUGGAUAAAUAUGCGGAGAUUGCAAAACAGUGUAAAUACCUUCCAGAAAAUGACCUCAAGAGGUUAUGUGACUAUGUCUGUGAUCUUCUGCUGGAGGAGUCCAAUGUUCAGCCUGUUUCUACUCCUGUAACAGUGUGUGGAGACAUACAUGGACAGUUUUAUGAUCUUUGUGAACUCUUCCGAACUGGUGGGCAGGUUCCAGACACAAAUUACAUCUUCAUGGGCGACUUUGUUGACCGAGGAUAUUACAGCUUGGAGACCUUCACCUACCUGCUGGUUCUAAAAGCCAAAUGGCCCGACCGCAUCACACUUCUCCGUGGAAACCAUGAGAGCAGGCAGAUCACCCAAGUUUAUGGCUUUUAUGAUGAGUGCCAGACCAAAUAUGGGAAUGCAAAUGCCUGGCGGUAUUGCACAAAAGUGUUCGAUAUGUUAACAGUUGCUGCUCUGAUGGAUGAGCAGAUCUUGUGUGUCCACGGAGGCCUCUCUCCAGACAUAAAGACCCUAGACCAAAUCCGAACCAUUGAGCGCAACCAAGAGAUCCCCCACAAAGGAGCGUUUUGUGACCUGGUGUGGUCAGACCCUGAAGACGUGGAUACCUGGGCCAUAAGCCCCAGAGGAGCUGGCUGGCUCUUUGGUGCAAAAGUCACCAAUGAGUUUGUUCACAUAAACAACCUGAAGUUGAUCUGCAGGGCGCAUCAACUCGUCCACGAAGGCUACAAGUUCAUGUUUGACGAGAAGCUGGUCACCGUGUGGUCGGCCCCCAACUACUGCUACCGCUGUGGCAACAUUGCCUCCAUCAUGGUGUUUAAAGAUGCUAAUACGAGAGAACCAAAGCUCUUCAGAGCAGUGCCUGACUCUGAAAGAGUCAUUCCACCCCGAACAACAACACCUUAUUUCCUGUAAGUACAUUCAAGCUGAAGUAGCACAGCCAUUUGUUCAGUGCACGGAUAAUGACUGGGACAGUGGCAUCAGCACUUGUGAACCCAUAUAUAUUUUGUAUAAUACAUUUAGAGUAUAUACAGUGCUUUUUUGGGUGCCAACUGUCAAUUGCUGUUCCUGCUCUGUGCAUUUAAUGCCAUUAUUCUGAAGCUGAAAUCAUUAUAGCAAAGUAAGUUUGCUGAGCAUUGUCACCUUACUGUUGUAUUUGAGGAAGGACGAAAAUUGACUGACCCUUGUAAAAUGUUCGUAUUUAUAAACUUCCAUUUCACUUUAUAGUGAAAAGUCACUGCUGAGCAAAUUGCACAUGCAGUGUUCUAGAGAAUGUUCCAUUUUAAUUUGUUACGGUAAUGUAUUAAACUGUUUGUAAGUUAAGAAAAGCACUUGCACGAAUGCAAAAAUUACACCUAUUCUGACAAGUUUCAAUGAAGUUACACACUUGGUGUUAUUAUAUGAUCUUAUGAAUAAACAUGUAAACCUGAGGGUUGAUAUGUAAAAAUGUAUUAGUAGUAUUGUUAAGACUGUGGUACCGUAAACAUUUUCUGUAACUUCCAGGUUUGGAAUCAGCUCCUGUAAUUAUUAUUUUUCUGUGUGUCGCCACUCUGUUUUUAAAUAAAGAAAUCUAAAAACCUG